This is a messenger RNA of Drosophila ananassae, 552 nucleotides long. RefSeq names its product mitochondrial intermembrane space import and assembly protein 40. Gene Ontology annotation, molecular function: protein-disulfide reductase activity. Gene Ontology annotation, cellular component: mitochondrial intermembrane space. Bases 1 to 462 code for a protein of 153 amino acids. Gene Ontology annotation, biological process: protein import into mitochondrial intermembrane space. The transcript has a single exon. The record is from RefSeq and is a predicted model, not a curated record. NCBI's taxonomy places the organism in Eukaryota, Metazoa, Arthropoda, Insecta, Diptera, Drosophilidae.
AUGUCUUACUGCAAGCAAUAUGGCAAGGAUAAGGUGUGCUUCGUCACCAAGGAGGACCAUUCAACGCCCAGCACCAUCGAGCUACCGCCACCGGAACAGCCAGAAGGUGUGAUAACCAAGGACGGCAACAUCAACUGGAGUUGCCCCUGUUUGGGCGGCAUGGCCACCGGUCCCUGUGGCGUCGACUUCCGCGAAGCCUUCUCCUGUUUCCAGUAUAGCAAGGCCGAUCCUAAGGGCUCUGAUUGCUACGAUGCAUUUACCAAGAUGCGUGACUGUUUCCAGAAGUAUCCCACCGUGUACAACAAGUCUGGUGGCGAGGAUGACGACGAAGACGGAAUGGGAGGUGCACUGGGCGACGGUGGGGAUGGUGACAAGAACGCAGACCCACUGGCCGAUGCUCCUCCUGAGCCCACAGAGGUGAUGGCAGGACCCAAUAGUAGCUCUGUAGUGGCUAAGAAUUAGGUGGGAAUAGUUUCGCGUUAAAGUUAUUUAAACGAUAAGGGCUAGGUGUGACUUCGUAAAAAAUAAAUAAACCUUGUCAUAGUUACCAUA